Fopius arisanus is the source of this 4918-nucleotide messenger RNA. RefSeq names its product Eye-enriched kainate receptor. The transcript has 19 exons. Gene Ontology annotation, biological process: monoatomic ion transport. Lineage: Eukaryota; Metazoa; Arthropoda; Insecta; Hymenoptera; Braconidae. Gene Ontology annotation, cellular component: plasma membrane; postsynaptic density membrane. The coding region runs from base 1376 to 4231 and encodes 951 amino acids. Gene Ontology annotation, molecular function: signaling receptor activity; ligand-gated monoatomic ion channel activity. The record is from RefSeq and is a predicted model, not a curated record.
UAUCGAGCGCGAGAAAAUGCAGUCUUCAUUCUCCCAUCGAGCAAAAAAAAAAUAGUAUCUCCUCAGGGAUGAGCGUUUUAUCAGAGUCUGAGAGAUUAGGAAUUAUUUCCUCAGUGUGGGGAUCAUGGAACGUGAGUUCAAUGCCAAGUGGAACUGUACGUAAUUUGAUUUAGCCCGGAGCUCUGAGAUUUAACGGCCAAUUAGUUUGAUUGAACGAACCAUGGGUGAGUGUUGUUGUAGAGACGCAUUUGAGUCCGGUCAUGAGCAUCAAAGGAUUCAAUGGUUGAGGGGGAUUUUAACUAGUUACAAACGCCGAGUUAACUUUACUUGUUUUUAUGGAUGGGAGAUGGCGGAGAUUGAAUUAAUCAUGAAUGAAGAGAGGAAGUAACAACCAAUGGCUUUUCUAAAGUGCGUUUUAAUAGUGCAUUAUUUUCACCCAUUUAUUUCUGACGGAAUGAUAGUGAAAUAGAUGUACCUGUGAAACUUGUCAGACUUGUCAGACUUUUGAUUAUGAGGAAGUUCAUUUUCACCUCGGCAAAUAGGAUGGCAUUUAGAGGCUGGUGAGUACCAACCGAGCUAGCAUCCGACAGUCGUUGUCGUCUCUACCAAAGGCGCCUUAUUUCCGGUAUCCUUCGGGCAACUCAAUUCGAGAGAAACUUUUUCUCAACUUCACGUUGUGCGACGUUCUUGGAUUACAGGAGGAAAAAUGAUAAAGGAAUUUGAGGAUUGAUGAGGAUCAACUCUGAACUGCCGACAGCAUUGCUUCAAGUCAUAAUGAUUUUUGAGGGGACUAUUUCCAGAAGAGCUGUGAGAGGAAAUAAAAUAUAUUGAGGGUUUCCUUUGAGACAGAAAAUAGAUCCCGGAUAAAAAUUUAAUUGAGGAAAAAUUCUGGGAUCAACAGGAAAUAUUUACAACUGAAAUUUCGGGGUGAGGAAGUAUUCCCGGGAAAUUUACGGGUAUUUUUCCACUGGAAAAGCAAGAAUUUAAAUUACUUGAAAUGUGGAUGAAUUUGUGAAUCUCAAAGGACUCAAAUGUAUUCUGUUGACACUGAUUUCCGUCGCCAUUGUCCCGAUGGAAAAAGAUUCUUGACUUAUGACUCAUAAAUUCAGUCUUUCAUCGACUCCAGUAGAUAAAAAAAAAAUCAAACAUUUUCCGCUCGCUCAGGAACGAAACUAUUCCCGGACUUUAUCCAGCCAAAGGUCGUCAGUGCCUCCUCCAUCGAAGACUGAUAUUAAAAUACUUUCUUCACUCAGCGAUGAAAAAAUUCAGAGGAAAAUGCAUGAUAACGCGUAAUGGAUUCUCAAGUUUAUUGACCAUAGAAAGAAGGUUGUGCACCAGAAUGCAUGGGUAAAGGCCUGGAUAGGCGCAUGAGUCGAUGUACAAAACUCGUGAAAACUACGGCAAUACACUUUACGUAAGCGAGACUGCCUGCCAACAGGUCAAAUUUGGGGUACAGGCUGUGUUUGGACCGUCGGAUCCAAUUCUCGGACAGCACAUCCACAGCAUCUGCGACGCGCUGGACAUCCCUCAUCUGGAGGUCAGGCUGGACCUGGACGCGGAGGCGAAAGAAUUCAGCAUAAAUCUGCAUCCCGCACAAGCAUUACUCAAUUCUGCCUAUCAAGACGUCAUGUUCUUCCUCAACUGGACGAAAGUCGCCAUUAUUUACGAGGACGAUUACGGUCUCCUGAAGCUGAGGGACUUGGUUAAAACCCCGAAGUCACCGGAACUUGAGGUACAUCUCAGACAGGCUGAUCCUGAUUCAUAUGGACGUGUCCUGACUGAUAUCAAGAGCAAAGAGAUCAGAAAUUUUAUCGUUGACACCAAGCCUGAACACAUGCAGCAUUUUUUACGAAUGAUAAUCCAAAUGCAAAUGAAUGAUUACAAGUACCACUACCUCUUCACAACUUUUGAUAUUGAAACGUUCGAUCUCGAGGAUUUCAAGUACAAUUUUGUCAACAUCACUGCCUUUCGAUUAGUCGACGCUGACGACAUUGGAGUCAGGGGAAUACUGAGAGACAUGGAGCGCUUUCAGCCAGCUGGAAACACUGUGCUCAAUAAAUCACGUGUUAUUCAGGCAGAACCUGCUUUAAUAUACGACAGUGUACAAGUAUUUGCCGUUGGUUUGCGCACCCUGGAGCAGUCUCAUACCCUGAGGCCUGCAAAUCUCUCCUGCGAGGCCGAACAUCCCUGGGAUGGUGGCCUCUCUCUCAUCAACUACAUCAACUCGGUGGAGAUGAAGGGAUUGUCGGGGCCCAUCGAGUUCAAGGAGGGCAGGAGGAUUCAAUUCAAGUUGGACUUGCUCAAGCUGAAACAACACUCGCUGGUUAAAGUGGGAGAAUGGAGACCUGGACUUGGGGUCAACAUCACGGACGGUGGUGCUUUUUUCGAGCCCGGAACAGUCAACGUGACUUUAAUCGUCAUUACAAUCCUGGAGCGACCUUACGUGAUGAUGCACCACGAAAAAAACUACACCGGUAACAAUCGAUUUUACGGUUUUUGUAUGGAUCUGCUGAAGGCAGUGGCACAAGAAGUAGGCUUCACCUAUCGUCUGGAAUUAGUACCUGAUCGUAAAUACGGUGCACAAGAUCCUGAGACGGGCGAAUGGAAUGGAAUGGUCCGUGAACUCAUGCGACAUGAACAGCCAUACGUUAUGCUGAGGAACUCGGGAAAUUUCAGUGGUAAUGAACGUUACGAGGGAUUCUGCAUCGAUCUGCUCAGGGAGAUAGCACGUAUGGUGGGAUUCACGUACAGAAUUGAACUAGUACCCGAUGGCAAGUACGGUGUUUACGAUUACGAGACCGGCGAGUGGAAUGGAAUUGUGCGUCAGUUGAUGGAUAAGAAAGCAGACCUGGCAGUGGGAUCAAUGACGAUAAAUUACGCCCGGGAGAGCGUCAUCGACUUCACGAAGCCGUUCAUGAACCUGGGUAUUUCGAUUCUCUUCAAGGUGCCAACGAGUCAUCCAGCAAGACUAUUCUCUUUCAUGAAUCCUCUAGCGAUUGAAAUCUGGCUCUAUGUGCUAGCCGCUUAUGUUCUGGUAUCUGUGACAAUGUUUGUGGUAGCGAGAUUCAGCCCUUACGAAUGGAACAAUCCUCACCCCUGUCAUGGCCACUCGGGUCCUGAAAUCGUUGAAAAUCAAUUUUCCCUGUCCAACAGCUUCUGGUUCACCAUUGGAACACUAAUGCAACAAGGAAGCGAUCUCAACCCCAAGGCGGCGAGUACCAGAAUAGUCGGUGGUAUAUGGUGGUUUUUUACGUUAAUUAUUAUAUCGUCUUAUACGGCUAAUUUAGCGGCGUUUCUCACCGUCGAGAGAAUGAUAACGCCCAUCGAAAAUGCUGACGAUCUUGCUGGACAAACUGAUAUCACUUAUGGAACAUUGGAGAGUGGUAGUACCAUGACCUUUUUUCGAGACUCAAUGAUCGAGACAUACAAAAAAAUGUGGCGGUUCAUGGAGAACAAGAAGCCAUCGGCAUUUGUGCCAACCUAUGAGGAAGGGAUCCAACGCGUUCUCCAGGGUAAUUACGCCUUCCUGAUGGAAUCAACAAUGCUUGAUUACAUCGUACAAAGAGAUUGCAAUCUCACACAGAUCGGGGCACUGCUCGAUAGCAAGGGCUAUGGAAUAGCAACACCGAUGGGUUCGCCGUGGAGAGAUAAAAUAUCACUUGCCAUACUGGAGCUGCAGGAGAAGGGAGAGAUUCAAAUGCUGUAUGACAAGUGGUGGAAGAGUCCUGGUGAUACCUGCAAGAGGAAGGAAAAGGGCAAGGAGAAUAAAGCCAAUGCCCUGGGUCCAGCGAAUAUUGGUGGAGUUUUUGUUGUUUUACUCUGUGGCCUAGCCUUUGCCGUUCUAGUGGCAAUAUGUGAAUUUUGUUAUAAUUCACGUAGACAUUCGCCAUCGGAACGUGAGACACACGCUGUACAACCACCCCCAACGUGCUCAGGGUCUUUGCAGACUGUCACUCAAAAUCCACAGCAGCAAAACUCGAAUAAUCAGGAAUCACUGUGCUCGGAAAUGGCACGUGAAUUGUGUCGUGCAUUACGGUGUCGUGCGUCAUCACGUCGUCGAAAAGCUUGUGAAAAGUGCUCGACACAUGUUGUCGGCUACACCCUAGAUAAUCCAACUGCCACUCCUCUCAAUGGGAUGAGAUCUCAGAGAGGCAGCCUGGGUAUCUCCGGAGAUUUACCAGCUCACAUUCAUAUGCAUCAUCAUGUACCCCACGAAUACGAUGGAAAUUGACAAAAACGUUAGUAUGUCACCCCACCGGUUCUUCACUCGCGAAAUCAUCGUUUGCAAGAAAGUACUCAUUAAUCAACCUCCAAAAAAAAAAAAAAAACUCAAAACAAAUUUUGUAUAGUGAUGAAUGAUGAAUGAGAAUUGUCGACACUGUUGCAUAAAAAGGCUGAAAUAAAUGUUCAUGAAUGUGUCAGGAUGUUCUCGCGAUUCCAGGUAAUUCCUCACGGUUUGUCCGCCCUUUUUACCCUGACGAAUUCCCUCUAAUGCGCCCAGUUGUCUUUCACAUCCAUGAAAAUUUUUCAAGCUGAAGAUGAAUGCGUCAUUUGCACACUCGCUGUAACACACGUCUUCGUCCUCUUCCCUGUUUCAGUUAUGAGCCAAAAGGGCUGAAGUAAGGAAGCACACGUAGACUAAAAUGUAAAUAAAACCGACAACAACUGCUAGCAUAUAAUUAAUUUAAAUUAGUCAUUAAAUGAGCCGUGAAGUGGUAAAAAAGCACGAUAAUUAGUCGUUUAUGAAGACCAGCAGAAUGACCACCAAUUUUCAACUUGUUUACCACUUCAUUAACAAAAUGAUGAGUAAUCAUUCGAUGUUUGAUGUCAUUUUACGUGUAUACGUGGACCUAGAUAAAUAAAAAUAUCAGGAGAAGAAAAUAAAUAAAAAAAAAACAGAGCCAUCAUUUUUUUUUAU